This is a messenger RNA of Saccharomyces kudriavzevii IFO 1802, 720 nucleotides long. RefSeq names its product Mcm22p (gene MCM22). The coding region runs from base 1 to 720 and encodes 239 amino acids. NCBI's taxonomy places the organism in Eukaryota, Fungi, Ascomycota, Saccharomycetes, Saccharomycetales, Saccharomycetaceae. The record is from RefSeq and is a predicted model, not a curated record. The transcript has a single exon.
AUGGAUACAGAAAAGGAUGUGCUGGAUGUAUAUAUAAAGAAUCUGGAGAACCAAAUCGGAAACAAACGGUAUUUUUUGAACCAAACUCGAAGCGCCAUCGAAGAGAUCAGGAGUAGAUCCGUAGACUCAGCAGGGAAAGCGGUUGACCCCGAAAUAUUUACAGAGUUAUUAAAAAAACCUAUGUUCCUACCAGAAAGAGCAGACCCCAUAGGUUUCAGCUUGAUGUCGAAUUUCCUGUCUUCUAGGGCCCAAAGUUCCAGCGAUUGGCUCUCAGUAAUGAACGAUCAAUCAAUCGAUACAAAAACGAUUGUGUCGUUACAAGAAAACAUUAACAGUGAUUUGGAAGAACUGCUACGGAAACUGCAGCAUCAAUUGGCUGAUUUAGACAAUAAGAAACAAGACCUGGCCCAUAUUAAAACACCAAAAGACAGAAAUAAAGAGCUUUGGACGUCAUUAAACGAUUUUGUUGAGAAGUUUCUAGUGCCAAAUUUGGAUAAUAGUGAAGAAUCUAUUGAUAACUUAACGAGAGAAAUCACAUUGUUAUUAAAAAGACUAAUUGAGCAUGACAUAACUCUAACGUUGAACGAUUUCUCAUCCAAGACGAUGCCGCUAUACAGGUUAUUGCUCAGGGGCAACCUUGUUAUCGUAACUAAAAGCUCUACAGAUUCAGGAGUUAAGUAUAUCAAACUAUUAGAUUUCAAUGAAACGAGCCUGACUUAA